Molecule: messenger RNA, 6026 nt
Organism: Python bivittatus (Burmese python)
Lineage: Eukaryota; Metazoa; Chordata; Lepidosauria; Squamata; Pythonidae
Gene: ZNF384
Product: zinc finger protein 384
Biological process (GO): regulation of transcription by RNA polymerase II
Molecular function (GO): DNA-binding transcription factor activity; RNA polymerase II cis-regulatory region sequence-specific DNA binding
Source: RefSeq, a predicted model, not a curated record
UUCACUUUCUGGUGCCUCUAAGGCGGGAGUGAAAUUGGCCAUGACUUGGGACUGACUAGAGGAAAGUUGUUCUUUGUAGAGUGUAUCGUGAUGCCGUAUUCUCCUUUGCAGACAGCAUAAGCCUGUCGUUGGCUGUUGACAGUUUUAGUUUAUAUAGAGCCCUGGGGUUAAAAGCCUGCAUUCCUCUGAAUACUGCAGCCAAAGAAAAAGGGAGGAUUGGUAGCUCGGUAAACUGCUUGUGGGCUUCCCUGGAGCAUGGGUUUGGGCUUUGUAAACUCAUGGCUUGAUCUAACAGAACUUAUUUUAAAACUUAACUUUCUUUAACUUCCUCAACCACAUUUUCUAUAGACAGUUUCUAUAGAUUCUCCCCCAUGUAUGCACACAUUUAAUUAUCCUUGAUUUCAGAAUGUGGUAGACAUUAAGGCCUAUGUUUGGAAUGCUUAAAUGAUCUUGUUUGACAAUUGUCUUCAAAGUCUAGCUUCUCAAAACAGGUGAAGGCCCACAAGAUGAGAUUGGGAGAAAGGUGGAGAUGGAAUGCAGAUUUCCAGGAAAGAAAAGGAAUUUGCAGCAUAUAGUCUAGCACUGCUAUGUAGAAUUCAUGGAUUGCCUAUUUUUGAAUAAUUAGGCUUUUGCUAGAAUGGAAGAAUCUCACUUCAACUCCUCACCGUAUUUCUGGCCAGCAGUGCCCACAGUCUCGGGACAGAUUGACAACAGUAUGUUCAUUAACAAGAUGAAGGAACAGCUGUUGCCCUCAGAAAAGGGCUGUGGUCUGGCUCCUCCUCACUAUCCUACUUUACUGACUGUACCCACUUCUGUGGCCCUUCCCACCAACAUUUCUAUGGAUUCUGACACGAAGCCAGAACAGCUUACCCCACCCAGCCAGGCUUCAGUAACACAGAACAUCACAGUGGUACCUGUGCAGUCUACUGGGCUCAUGACAACAGGGCCUGGUCUAGUAAUAACUUCUCCCUCUGGAUCCCUGGUGACCACAGCCUCUUCUGUGCAAACCUUUCCCAUUUCUGCACCCAUGAUUGUCUCAGCUCUUCCUCCUGGUUCCCAGGCAGCUCUCCAAGUAGUACCUGACCUUUCUAAGAAGGGGACUGCCCUUGCAGAGGGUGGGGCAGUGAGUGCUGCUGGAAGUAUAACCCCCAAAGCUCCUCGGGGAAGAAAAAAGAAGCGGCUGCAGGAAACUGGCCUGCCGGAGAUGAGUGAUCCUUUUGUUUUACCGAAUGAAGAUGAAGAAGACCAGCACAAAGAUGGCAAGACAUACAGGUGCCGGAUGUGUUCCCUGACAUUUUACUCCAAGUCAGAAAUGCAGAUCCACUCCAAGUCCCACACCGAGGCAAAGCCGCACAAGUGCCCUCACUGCUCCAAGAGUUUUGCGAACAGCUCCUACCUGGCCCAGCAUAUACGCAUCCAUUCAGGGGCUAAGCCCUACACCUGCAGCUACUGCCAGAAAGCCUUCCGCCAACUCUCACAUCUACAGCAGCACACACGGAUCCACUCCAAGCUCCACACGGCGAUUGUCAAGCCACACAAGUGCCCUCACUGCUCCAAGAGCUUCGCCAACACGUCCUACCUGGCCCAGCACCUCCGCAUCCAUUCGGGGGUCAAACCCUACACGUGCCGUUACUGCCAGAAGGCGUUCCGCCAGCUCUCCCACCUACAGCAGCACACACGGAUUCAUACUGGAGAUCGGCCCUAUAAAUGUGCUCACCCUGGCUGUGAAAAGGCUUUCACGCAACUUUCAAAUUUGCAGUCCCACAGAAGGCAGCACAACAAAGACAAACCCUUCAAGUGCCACAAUUGCCACCGAGCAUACACAGAUGCCACCUCGUUGGAGGUUCAUCUAGCCACUCACACAGUGAAGCAUGCCAAGAUUUACAACUGCUCCAUGUGCAAUCGGGCCUAUACCUCGGAAACAUAUCUAAUGAAACAUAUGCGGAAACACAACAUCCCUGACCCCCAGCAGCAGGUGGCUGUGGUCCAAGCGCAAGUCCAGGCUCAGUCACAGGCAUCGCAACAGCAGCAGCAGCAACAGCAGCAGCAGCAGCACUUCCAAGCACAGGGCGGUGGAGCAGCGGGGGGUCCAUCCGGAGACAACCCGCCCAACCCCCCCCCACAGUGUUCUUUUGACCUUAUCCCUUAUAAAACUUCGGAGCACCACAAAGACAUCUGUCUCACGGUUAGCACCAGCACCAUCCAAGUGGAGCACCUUUCCAGCUCUUAGAGACCUUGGCUGAAGAGGGGAGUGGAAAACUUCUCCUGCAUCAUCUGUGCCCAAGGGCAGUUCUUUUGUGAUGGCCUCUCCUCAUGCAGCAGCUUAUGACAGCUUCCCCUUGGGGGGAGGGAAAUGGGGAUUAUAUCUAUUUAGUGGCCACUCCUUGGCUUUACCAUUAGUGCCUCAAGAGGCACAACCUCCCCCUGUAAACGGGGGACAAAACUCUCUUUGUGCAAGAAGAGGGCUCCUCCCUUUCAGCAAGCCUCUCUUGUUCAUUAAGGGAAACCCCAGCUUUCUCUCUCACUUGAUAAGGUAUCCAGCAGAGAUGAGAAAUGAGGGGAUACCAGUGGAUGAAAGGAGCUUCAGCAGUGACUGAUUGCAGGUGAAUGAGGGCAUGCAACUGGGAGUCUUCCAAAGAUUCCCUUUGAGUGUAGACUGGAGAACGUUUGCGCGUUUUGCCGCUCCCUUCCCCCACCCCCUUUCCCAUGAGCUGGAGGGAGGGGGGAAGAAUGGUUGCUCCUGUUCUAGGCAUCAAAUGUUACUCGGCUUACAAAACCAUGAAGAUAAUGGGAUGUUGCUGGUGACUGACAUCUGUGUCUGCAUAAACCAUAACUGUAGGGUGCUGUGGAGGGGGGGGGUGCCUAAUCUUUUCCCAGCCAACUUCAGGAAGAAUUAGUGAGGGAUGGGAAGGUGGGUACUGCAGCUUAGAAACUUUUGUGGUUUAACUUCCACCAUAACGUUAAGUCUGCUGCAGGCAUCAAGUCUAAACCAAAAAAAAAAAUCGCCUAGUGGUAAGAGUGCCAAAAUGAGCCCUCCCCCCAGGAGAGAGCUGAGGAUUGUUUUUUUGUCUUCACUCCCCUCCCACCCCUUUUCCCCAUAAAUGCAUUCUGGAACCCAAGGCUCAAAGGAGGUCUUUGGGGGAAGCCCCUGGGGAAGGGAACUGUUGAGCUACUUCUCUCUACGGUCCAGAUGCUUCCUUCACUCUCCUUAUUACCAAGCCAGACUGGAAAUGAGAUGGCUGUAGUGUGGUGACACUUGGAGAGCAAGAAUCAGAGGAAUCUUCCAGGGGGUGAACAGUGGAGAAGAGGAGAUGGUGGAAACAGUCACUCCUGCACUGCACAGAGAGACCAAUUAGAAGGGAAAAAUUCCCAAGCAACAGACUCGAGCCCUCUCCCCACUUGAAUUUAUAUAUAAAUAUAUAUAUAUAAAUCUAUAUACAGAUAGUUGGAUAGAUAUAUCUAUUCACACCUCAACCCCAUCCAGCCUGCUCUGUCCUUGCUGUAACUGUUUCUAUCCGUGUUUAUAAAACUGCAUUAUCCUUGCACACUUUUAUUUUCAGUCCUUGAUUUUUAUCCCUCAUACUCAGUUGCUAUCUUCAUCUUCAGAGUAUUUCCCCCUUCUUGCUUUAACCUUGUAGUUUCCUGUUCCAUCAUUUCAAUAUUCUGGUUAUCACUUGGCCCACGGAGGCACAAAAAGAGGCCCCCAAACCUGAUUGAGUUUUAAGUGAAAUGUCUCUAGUAGGCCUGCAAAUACUGUAGAUUAAGGGGUGGAAGAACUUUUAUUUUCGAAUAUUGGUGCAUAAAAACAAAUCAGUUCAGGUGCCUUUCCAUACAAAUGAAGAUUCUGCCCAUUGUUAGCAGUAGAUGGAUACCCAAGGCAAGUAUAUUGAGGUUUGCUUGUUCUUCCCUCAGUCAUGAGAGAGCAGACUGCCUUCUGCGCGAACUGCACUGCUUUCUUGUGUGCUAAAAGCAGUGUUAUGUGAAGACAAACUCGUAAGUGACUUGAUAAUCCCACACAUUUGGGAUGGACCAGGACUGAUGGAUGUUCCUCUUCCCUGCCUCCCCCCUCCAGCCCACACGAAGUCCUACUGAAAUCUAAAAGGUGCAUAAACAUUUCAAGAUUGUGCUUUGGCUGCAGGGAUUAUGGUGAACUUGAGUGUGUGUGUGCGUGUGUGUGCUGUUUCUAUGUUGGGCAUGGGUAUGAAUUUUGUGUGUGCAUGUGUCCCUGCACUUUGUGUACAUGCACGUCUGGCAAAAUCCUGCACUUCCUUUCCCUCAGGGUAUGAAUUUUCUGGACCACAUAACACGUCCAUGAUCAUUGUUACAAGCAUUGUAAGAGCUACAAGAGUUGUCUCUUGUUUUCUGAGAACAAGGCUGACAGAAUGAUGAGUGUGAGCAGACCUGUAUUUGGGGCUGUAACUGGUGGUUGUGUGCUAAUUUAUCUAGCUUGUGUACACUUGGCAGAACAUCCUCACAGUCAUGAGAGACAUAGAUGAUUUUUUUUCCAGAAGCUUCCUUAUUUGUAACCAGUUUAAUGGCUUGAAGGGCCAUGUAAAAUAAAACAGGAAGGGUUCUUUUCCUGACAGGGCAGUAAAGAGGCUAAGGUUGUGGGCAGGCAAUAACUUUUUAUGAAUCUGUACUGAGAACACUGCUGAUACUGAUGGUACACAUAAUCUGUACACCUUUUCUAGUUAUGUCCUCUGGUUAACAGGUUGCCCCUGCACAAGAGAAUGCAUGUACAAUGUAUAUUGGUGUGGACGUAGGAAUUACAGAGUCAAAGAGGCUGACCAGGUGAGGAAUAUAACAGUAGCUUGCCUAUGUGGGAAGAGACUUUUCCUUUCGCCUAUGUCUUACAUGCAGUUUUUUGGAUCAGUAUUCUGACUUCUAAGCUACUCCAGAGAGAAGAGAUAAAAAAAUGAAGCUUGAGUGAGAGAAUUCCAGAGAUUUCCUUAUGGUGGUAGAGAAAGCAUUUUCCCACAGAUGCAGUGUUAAAGCUAACCAGUAGAGACACACCAAGUCAAGAAAUGCCAAAUGAUGUUGAGGCAUUGGGCAAUGUUUGUGCUUUCCUCAAUAUUUUUCCAUCUUCAGUGAAGAGGACAGUCACUGAAUGUUAAGGAGACAAUUCUGUUUGCUCUUACCUUUUCAAAUUGCCACAUUAGUUCAGUGUGGGUAACUUUCAGCUGUUCUUAAGAAUCUUUCAUAUUGCGUUUCCCAGAGGGGGGGGGGUAUUUUAAAUUUCCAACCUUAAUAUUGCAUUAGAACUUUUUGUAUUUAAUUUCAUUACUUUUUUUAAAGAAUAAAUUCCAAAAGCCCUCUUAAUGUUAAUGAAACUUUGUGUGUGUGGUUAAGUUCUCUACCAAUUAAGCAUGAUAGUAAUGUGGUUAUAAGUGAAGCAUCCUCUAUGUUCAAAGCUUAUUAGAAAUUUUUAAAAUAUACGCUGUUCAGGCCCACAUAUUUUCCUGAAGACUGGAUGGCCAGGUCUUUGUUCACAUUAUUAACUAUUUCCCUUUUGCCCUUCCCCUUUGUACUACUUCCAAAGUAGGAGUGACUUUAUUGUCAGAUUAAUGCUACUCUCUGCUGUGUAUGUGGAUGCUCUGUUCUCUGAUCUCUUUUGUUGCCCGGAUCAAAUAUCUUGAUUCUCUCCUCUUGCCUUUUCCCCCUUGAACUUGUCUUUUGCCCAUCCACCAGAGAACCAUGGAUUUAUGGGUGUUUCGCUAUUUCCUGGGAAGCACCCAGGUCUGUAUGGAUCUUGUGAUAAUUAAGAUUAUGGAUCUGAGUGGCCAGAACUCAGAAAUGCUCUGGGUGGCCAGAAUUCAGCCCAUAUGUUGUAUACUUCAUAAUUGUGUUGCCCUUUCAUAUUUCUACAUCAAGGACGGUUCACCAAAUAGAUUAAAUCAACAGAUGUAACAGCUGAAACUUACUACUGUACAGAUUCAGAUGAAACGAACUAGAGAAAAUAGCGGCAGUAGAAAUGACACGUUCAAGUCAUAUUUUUAAAGUUGGGCAAUAAAAACAUCUUUGUCUAG